This is a messenger RNA of Candidozyma duobushaemuli, 1713 nucleotides long. It is a transcript of the gene MAL2, whose product is annotated as oligo-1,6-glucosidase IMA1. NCBI's taxonomy places the organism in Eukaryota, Fungi, Ascomycota, Pichiomycetes, Serinales, Metschnikowiaceae. Bases 1 to 1713 code for a protein of 570 amino acids. Gene Ontology annotation, molecular function: alpha-amylase activity. The transcript has a single exon. The record is from RefSeq and is a predicted model, not a curated record. Gene Ontology annotation, biological process: oligosaccharide catabolic process.
AUGACUGUUAACUACACCUGGUGGAAAGAAGCCUCAAUUUACCAAAUCUGGCCUGCUUCAUACAAAGACUCCAACGGAGAUGGCGUUGGUGAUAUCCCUGGUAUCAUCUCCAAGUUGGACUACGUCAAGAACUUGGGAGUCGACAUCAUUUGGUUGUCACCCAUGUACGACUCUCCUCAGGAUGACAUGGGCUACGAUAUCUCUGAUUACGAGAGCGUCUAUCCCAAAUACGGUACCAUCGAGGACAUGGAUACUUUGAUCUCCGAAGUUCACUCUCGUGGUAUGAGGUUGGUGCUUGACUUGGUCAUCAACCACACUUCUGACCAGCACAAGUGGUUCGAGGAGUCCAGAUCCUCGAAGACCAACCCAAAGCGUGACUGGUACAUUUGGAAGCCUCCUAGAAUCGAUGAACAGGGCAACAGGCACCCUCCUAACAACUGGGGUUCCUACUUCUCCGGCUCGGCUUGGAAGUACGAUGAAAGGACUGACGAGUACUACUUGCACCUUUUCGCCGAAUCCCAGCCUGACUUGAACUGGGAGACCGAGGAGACCAGAAAUGCCAUCUACGACUCUGCUCUCUCAUUCUGGUUCAAGAAGGGUAUCGACGGUUUCAGAAUUGACACCGCUGGUAUGUACUCCAAGGUCCAGCUGUUCCCAGAUGCUCCAAUCGUUUUCCCAGACUCGGAGUUCCAACCAUGCAAGGCGUUCCACCAGUCUGGUCCUAGAAUUCACGAAUUCCACAAGGAGAUGUUUGCCAAAGUCACCUCCAAGUACGACGCCAUGACUGUGGGUGAAGUUGGUCACUCCACUCGUGAGGAUGCUUUGAAGUACGUCAGUGCCAAGGAGAAGGAGAUGAACAUGAUGUUCUUGUUCGAUGUCGUCGAGACCGGUUCUGUCCCUGAAGACAGAUUCCGCUACAAGGGCUUCACUCUCAAGGAGUUCAAGCAGACUGUGAUCAACAUGAGCUCUUUCCUCGAGGGUACUGAUGCCUGGUCCACUGUUUUCACCGAGAACCACGAUCAACCCAGAUCUAUCACUCGUUUUGGUGAUGACUCUCCAAAGUACAGAUUCAAGUCCGGAAAGAUGUUGGCUGCUUUGCAGGCCACCUUGACAGGUACUUUGUUCAUUUACCAGGGUCAGGAGUUUGGCAUGACCAAUAUUCCUAGAUCUUGGUCCAUCGAUGAGUACUUGGACAUCAAUUCGAUCAACUACUACAACCAGUUCAAGAAGGCUCAUCCAAAUGACAAGGAGGCAUUGGAGAAGCUUCUCGACACCAUCAACUUGUUGGGUAGAGACAAUGCCAGAACUCCAGUUCAAUGGGAUGAUUCUGAGAACGCCGGCUUCUCUACUGGUAAGCCAUGGAUGAGAGUCAAUGACAACUACAAGGAGGUCAAUGCUGCAUCUCAAGUCAACGAUGAUAACUCCUUGUUCAACUUCUGGAAGAAAGCCUUGACUGUGAGAAAAGAGCACAAGGACCUCUUGAUCUACGGCAAGCUCAACGUCUUGGACAUUGAUAACGAGAAAACUUUCACCUACACGAAGACUCAAAACAAGGAUACCGCCUAUGUGGUAUUGAACUUCACUUCCGAGGAUGUGAAAUUCGAGAAGUUGGUCGACGGCGACUUGUCGCUCAUUCUCUCUAACGUCGAAUCCGCUGACUCCGACAUCUUGUCUCCAUACGAAGCUAGAGUUUACCUUGUCGAGACAUCCUAA